GAUCCAGACAACCGGAAGAGAGCAGCCCUAGUAUUUAAACGGAAAAGCCCUACCUAAACCCUCACUCUUCCUCCCGCAGUGGAAGCUCAAACCACCUGCCCUCCGUGCGCCUCCCUCCACCCCCUCUUUGUUCAGAAUGCCGCUGGGAGAAAAGUCAUGGGACAAGAGCGAAUCGAGGUACUCCGGGGUGGAGACUGAUUUCCACGAUGACAUGCCUCGCCUCCUGGCUUUCAAUUUGGCCACCGGCGGCUUCGAUUUCGUCGUUUCUCCAUUGAUGGAUCCUACGUAUAGGCCUAGCUUAGCAGAAAAUGAAACUAGCGGAUCUGGUUUUUUGCCAUUUGCUGGUUCUGAUUUAGUUUUGAGUCCUUCUCAAUGGGGCAGUCAUGUUGUAGGAAAAGUUAGCUCUUGGAUUGACCUGGAUUCUGAGGAUGAUGUACUUCGCAAGGAUUCUGAAAUUACUCUGAGGCAAGAAAUAGCUUGGGCAGCUCAUCUCUCAUUACAGGCAUGUCUUCUUCCUACCCCGAAGGGAGCGUCUUGUGCUAAUUAUGCUAGAUGUGUGAAUCAGAUUCUGCAGAGCUUAAACAACUUGCAGUUGUGGCUUAGGAUUCCAUUGGAGAAGUAUGACGAUGAUAAUGUGGGUGGGGAUUUGGAGCAUUUGAAUGGACAGAGUGAUUCUUGGGAGCAGUGGAAUUCAUUUCGUCUUCUCUGUGAACAUCACAAUCACCUUUCUGUUGCCCUUGAUAUUUUUAGUUCAUUACCUUCAGCAAACUCAUUUGGGCGCUGGUUUGGAGAGUCCGUCAGAGCAGCUAUAAUUCAUACCGAUUCCUUUCUAACAAAUGCACGGGGAUAUCCAUGUCUGUCAAAGCGCCAUCAGAAGCUAGUAACUUCUUUUUUGAACCAUUCAGUACAGAUCGUGAUCUCUGGAAAACUGGUACACUGUCUUCCUGAGGGAAGUUUGGAUUUAGAUUCAAAUCACACUGAUAAUCACGUUGAGGGCAUGCAGAGACACCCCUUGCGGCCAUAUUUGGACUAUAUUGCAUAUCUCUAUCAGAGGAUGGAUCCACUUCCUGAGCAGGAGCGCUUUGAGCUUGGUUACAGGGACUUCUUACAGUCUCCUUUGCAACCACUCAUGGAUAACCUAGAGGCACAAACGUACGAGACAUUUGAAAAAGAUACAGUGAAGUAUACCCAGUACCAAAGGGCCAUAUCUAAAGCUUUGCUGGACAGAGUUCCUGAUGAAAUGGCGUCCUCAAUAAAGACUGUUCUGAUGGUUGUGGGAGCAGGGCGUGGGCCUCUUGUUAGAGCUUCAUUGCAGGCAGCUGAGGAAACUGGACGGAAAUUGAAAGUUUAUGCCGUGGAGAAAAACCCAAAUGCAGUAGUUACUCUUCAUAGCUUGGUUAAACUGGAGGGAUGGGAAAACACUGUUACUGUAGUUUCUAGUGACAUGCGUUGCUGGGAAGCUGAUGAGAAAGCUGACAUUUUGGUUAGUGAACUGCUGGGUUCUUUUGGUGAUAACGAACUGUCUCCGGAGUGCCUUGAUGGAGCUCAAAGAUUUCUAAAGGAAGACGGGAUUUCGAUUCCAUCAUCGUACACAAGUUUCGUCCAACCGGUGACAGCAUCAAAGCUAUAUAAUGAUGUUAAGUCACAUAAAGAUCUCGUGCACUUUGAAACUGCUUAUGUUGUCAAACUGCACAGGGUAGCAAGGCUUGCUCCUUCCCAGCCAGUCUUUACAUUUACUCAUCCAGACUACUCAGCUAAGAAAAGCAAUGAGCGUUAUAAAAAGCUGCAGUUUGAGGUACCUGGUGACACUGGGUCAGCCAUGGUGCAUGGAUUUGCCGGCUACUUCGAUGCUACACUUUACAAAGAUGUACAUCUGGGUAUCGAACCUUCAAUGGCAACCCCAAACAUGUUCAGCUGGUUUGCAAUUUUCUUCCCACUGAGGACACCAGUGUGUAUCCGACCCGGCUCUCCUUUAGAAGUUCACUUCUGGCGGUGCUGUGGUGCUACAAAGGUUUGGUAUGAAUGGUGUGUCUCAUCUCCCAGCCCAUCACCCAUACACAACACCAACGGUCGUUCGCAUUGGGUUGGCCUGUAGAUUACUCCCAAUUUUGUGCAUUUGUGGACUGUCGCAAACGAAAGCAGGAAAAGCAACUGCACUGUCCAGGGCAAGAAGAAAGGCUGAGUUGGAUUGCUCUCUGUUGUAAAUUGUUAGCAAGUAAAACAUUAUUAUUAUUUUUUUCCCAAAACAAAAUAUAUCCAUGCUAAUGGUGAAACCCAAGCUGGCCAGAGAGCUUAGUGUUUUCAAAAAAGAAAAUGCAAAUUAAACCCCUUGGGAAAUUUAGAGGUGCUAGCAAAACUUGUAAUGAUAAGCAGAAAUGUUAGGAUUGUCUCGACAGUUAUAUUUGCUUUGCCCCUUAAAUUUUUAAAUGACUUGGUGUUGAGUUU
Messenger RNA from Malania oleifera, 2445 nucleotides. RefSeq names its product protein arginine N-methyltransferase 1.5. Lineage: Eukaryota; Viridiplantae; Streptophyta; Magnoliopsida; Santalales; Ximeniaceae. Gene Ontology annotation, biological process: peptidyl-arginine N-methylation; regulation of DNA-templated transcription. Gene Ontology annotation, cellular component: cytosol; nucleus. The transcript has 23 exons. The record is from RefSeq and is a predicted model, not a curated record. Bases 137 to 2095 code for a protein of 652 amino acids.